AUGAAUUUUCUAUUAGAUUUAAUAGAAUGUGAAUCUGACAUAAAAUCAUGUAAUGAAGAACAAGAAAUUCAUCUUCCUCAAUCUAAUUUUCUUUUACCUGUUCAUAUACGUCAAAUAGAAAAAUCUUCGGAGAAUAAUUGUAUUCCUUUACUUAAUCAAUGGAACUUAACUGAUUCAAAUGAUGAUAUAUCAUUGACUUAUUUGCAAAAUUUUUAUCGUAUUUGUCCAACAAUUAAUAAUAAUGAAACUAAUUCACCAAAACUUCAGUUUAUUCACAUUCCAUCUAUUGAGCGACAAACAGAAUUAUUUCAACAAUAUACAAAUGAUGAUUUAAAUUUUGAUGUUCAAUCAACAAUUGACUGGCAGAUAAUGUUUCAAUGUUUACAAGACUAUCGAAAAAAGGCAAUAGAACAACAUCAAUAUGAACAAUUACCUUGGACAGAAAUUUAUCGUCCACGAAACUCAAAAACUUAUCUUGGUAAUCAUACAAAACAAAUUCGACGUUUAAAUGAAUGGUUUUUGUAUUGGACAAAAAAAUUACGUAAUGAACCAUCGAAAAAAACUACACGCAAAGGACGAAAACGAGGACGAGAUUAUGAUGAUAAUUCCGAUGAAGAUUUUAUCAGCGAUUCUAAUACGGCAUAUCAUAACCGUUGUCAAUUCAAACAAGAAUAUCCACAAAUAAUUUUUAUUCAUGGAUGUGGAACAACAUCACUUGUACAUGCACUUGCAGAAGAACAUAAUUUUAAAAUAACUGAAAUCAAUGGAACUCAAUCUCGUGCACGUACAUCAUUACUUAAACAAUUAGAACAAGUCACUAGUCAUCAUUAUCUAUCAUUAAAACGUUGUUCGUCAGAUACGAUAAUAUCAAAAGAAGAUAAAUCAAAAGAAAAGAUUUCCUUACCUGUAAAGAAAAAAGCAAAAAAUGAACGUGGUACAAUAAUGUCAUUUUUUAAUAAUAAAAAAAAUGAUCAUAAUGAUGAACGUAAAGAAAAUCAAUCAUGUAAUCGAUCAAAAUCAACAACAAAAUUAAAAACUAUAACAACAAGACAAAACAAAAUACAACAACAAUCUAUUGCAACUGAUAAUAAUUUAGUAUCAUCUGUUCAUGUCGAAAAAACAUCUUUAAUACUCUUUGAUGAGAUUGAAACAUUAACAACCGAUGAUAAUUUUUGGUCAUGUUUAAAAAAAAUUCUUGAAACAGCUAAAAAACCAAUUAUACUUACAUCAAAUAGUAGAAGUAAUCCCGAAGAUGCUAUGAUUAAUUUAUCUAAACUAGGAGAUUAUGAAAUGAUCCAUCUCGAACCAAAUGAACCUAAACAUAUUUAUUGUUUUCUUCGAUUAAUACUACUGGUUGAAAUGCUUGAAAUAUCUUCAUUUGAUGAUUUAGUAUCACUUUGUCAAUCAUGUUCAUAUGAUUUACGUCGAAUUUUAUUAACACUUCAAUUUCUUGCUCAAUCAUCAACAAUUUCUACAUCAUCAAUAGAUAAAAGCUUAAUAAAUAACAAUAAACCAAAAUUACAAUCGUCACGUAUAUUUGAUACAAUAUAUUAUUCUUAUCUUUGUGAACAAUGGAAUGAAUCAAUACUUAAAACACAUUUUGAUAAUCUUACUAUAAAAUAUACAUCGGAAUAUGAACAAUCUCAUUGUUUAUUAGCAAAUCAUAGUAAAAAUGAUUCUAAACGAAUUGAAUUGUAUGAUACGUUUAAAAUUUUUAUGCAAGAACAAGAGGUUGAUAAUAUCACUAAUCGUUCAGCAUUUUAUCUUGAUUAUCGACCAUAUAUAAGACAAAUUUGUCAAAAUGAACAAACUCGUGCUGUUGAAUCGAAUUCCAGAAGACGUCUUCGACAUUGUCUUGGCUUUCGUGGUUGUUCAUUACAAUGGUCCGACUUUGCAAUUCUAUCGGGUGGUCUUGAUUAA
This is a messenger RNA of Rotaria sp. Silwood1, 1920 nucleotides long. NCBI's taxonomy places the organism in Eukaryota, Metazoa, Rotifera, Eurotatoria, Philodinida, Philodinidae. The record is from the annotation of a GenBank genome assembly.